Caenorhabditis angaria is the source of this 2995-nucleotide messenger RNA. Lineage: Eukaryota; Metazoa; Nematoda; Chromadorea; Rhabditida; Rhabditidae. The record is from the annotation of a GenBank genome assembly.
AUGUCCGAAAACUUGCCAAAAUCUCCACUUUUCGAAGCCAUCGAUAAAAAUCAGACUGAAAUCGCACUUUCCAUGCUGAAAACGGCUGAAAAUGCGGCUGAGCGAGAUCAAAAUGGGAUGAAUGUGUUGGCGGCGGCUGCGUAUCGAGGAAAUGUCGAGAUUGGAAAACGGGCGGUGGAAUUGGGCAAUGAUGUGAAUGACAAAACGCAUGACUCAGGUUAUACUCCGCUGAUGUUUGCCGCAUUGUCUGGUGAGUUUUUUCGGGGUGCAAAAAGCUGAAUUUUGAGCAAAAUUGGAUGAAAAUGAGCCAUUGCUCAUAUUAAUCACAUUUUUCCGAAAUUUCACUUUUUUUUUCUGAAGAUUUUGAGGCAGACUUUGAUUUUCCUGAAUCUUUAGCUAAAAAAUCAGAAUUUUCAAGAAGUUUUGAAUUUAUAAGUGUUGCUCAUGUUAACCUCAUCUUUUGGCUGCAAUUCUUGAAAUCUAAAAAUGUUUACGAAUUUUUAUGGAUUGCUCAUGCUAGCCUAAAUCUGAUAUUGUUUAAAAAUUCCAGAAAAUUUGACUAACAUGAGCAACUGCUCAAAAAUCAUCCAAAACUUGGAAAUCAGCUCAUUUUGAACUAGAUUUCGUCCAAAAUCGAUUAACAUGAGUAAUCCUUUUCCCGCCAAAAAUUAUCGAUUUUUUCUCCGCAGGAAAACCCGAAAUGUGUCGACUUCUAAUGGAUAGCGGUGCAAAAUGUUACCUGACCAACGGAAUCGGAAAAACCGCUUCCGAAUUAGCCGCCUUUGUUGGACAUCACAAUUGCACGGCAAUCAUCAAUAAUCAUAUUUCGGUUGAUUUGAUUGAGACAUUUUUGAGGCCGAAAAUCAAUGGAGAAAUUAGUCAGGAGGAUGAAAUUUAUCCCGGUGAGCAAAAUCAAUAUUUUUAUCGUUUCCAGCUCGAAAAAUAACCCUAGAACCAAGUUUUUCACUUAAAAACCGUGAAAAAUUAAACAAAAUAACAACGACACUCCGCAAUGACGCACCCGUGUAGUUCUCCCGGACAAGUUUCGGAAUUUUUCGAAUAUCGCUUCUUUUCGGGUUUUCUUGAAUUCUAGGGUUAUUUUUCGAGAUUUAGAAUUUGGGAAUGGUUAAAAUUGAUGGAAUUCAAUAGGGGAUUCAGGAUUUUCAGCGAAAAUCUGGAAAUAUUAAUUCUACCGGAUUUUGCUCGCAAAAAACGAUUUUUCUUGAGUUCUAGGGUUUCUUUUUGAGAUUUUGAAGCUGGAAUAGGCUAGAAUCCAUGAAAAUUUCAGAUGAGCUCGUCAAAUUCAUCCAUAGCUUAUGUGCGUCUCACGAAGUUCACCCAGUCAAGAUUAUUUUCCGAUUUAGUCAAUAUCCAGAUUCGAUGAAGUAUAAGAAGAAGGUGAGAGGAUUUUAAUAUGAGCAAUAGCUCAAAAAUUAGGAAAAUUAUGCAUUUUUCGACUAAAAAUCAAUUUUUCUUCAGAUUCUCUAUGUUAUUGAUCGAAUUUUCGAGCGUCAACUUCGAUGCAAAGAAGGAAACGAAGUAAUGUCGCUCAAACUCUGGAUAAUCCUAUUUUUCAUGCGAGAAACAUCGAAAUUUGUCGAAAACUCGGAAAAUUCCGAAGAUGCGCCUUUAAAAUACGCGAAAUUGAUUUCGAAAUGGGAAGAAAAUGAGGAAACGAGGAAAACUUUGGAUAUUUUGUUGAGAAAUUCGGUGGCCGCUUUUCCCUAUAAGCAAAGUUUGUUGUAUUCGACGUUGGAUAAGGUGAGGGGCUCAAAAAUUGAGCCUGGAGACUCAAAAUUUCAGAAAAUGCGGUCGAAAUUGAUCUAGAGCAUUUUCAGCCAAAAAUCAAUAAAAAUGACUGAAAAUUGAUCUGAAAAUGAUUUUGAGGCGGAAUUUUUGAAUUUCUAACAAAAUUUGAGCCUUGGAGCUGAAAAUUCGAGAUAUUCAUGUCAAAAUUGAUCCAGAGAACUAUUUUCAGCCAAAAAUUGUAUUUUUUGACUGAAAAUCAACCCAGAGAGCUGAAAGUUCAAGAUUUUUAGGGUUUAAUUCAUCUGAAGCAUUAUUUUCAGCCAAAAAUCAAUAAAAAAUGUUUCAACAGCGGAAUUUUUGAAUUUCUGAAAUUUGAGCCUUGGUGCUGAUUUUCAGAUCAAAAAUAAGUCAAUUGACCGAAAAUUUAGGUUUUUAGCUGAAAUUUCCAGAUUUCUGACCUAAAACUCUCAAAAUUUCGAGUUUUCAGGCGCUCAUCAAAGCUCCAAUUGGCCAACGCCCAACAGCUUUCGAAUUCAUCGUCCAAUCACUUUUCGGUCAACGAAUUUUGGCAGUUUGCCAAUUUUGCUCGGUUUGUGGAGCUGUUGAUGCCAAAAAACGAUGUCCGAGUUGUAAGGUGAGCAUUUUGAGUGGAAAAUAGGGUUUAGGACCACCCAAGAAGAAUUUUGAGCCGAAAAUUUUGAUUUUUCACGAAAAAUUGGGUUCAGAAGCUCUCAGAAAGCUUUUUACAUCAAAAUAUAGAAGUAGGACCACCCACGAAGAAUUUUGAGCCGAAAAUUUGGAUUUUUCAUGAAAAAUUGGGCUCAGAAAGCUUUUUACAUCAAAAAUUUGAAUUCGGACCGCCUACGAAGCAUUUUAAUAUCAAAACUCAAGUUCAAGACCACCCACGAAGUUUUUCAUUGAAUUUUAUCGGUUUGUUUAAAGCAAAAAAUACCACCCACGAAGUUAUAUUAGAUGAAUUUUGCAUUUUUACUUUUAAAAAAUCAGCUCCAGCACCACCCACGAAGUUUUUCAUUGAAAUUUCUCGAUUUUCACCAAAAAGACCACCCAUAUUAUUUUCCAGCUGCCCUAUUGCUCUCAAUAUUGCCAAAAAUUCGACUGGACAAUUCACAAAAAGGUUUGCGCGAAAAUUGGCGGCGUUUUGGAAGGCGAAAAAGCGCAGACCACCCACGACGACGGAUUAUCGAUUGAUGAAAUUCAAGCGAAAAUUGGAGAAAUUGAUGUAUAA